AUGGGUAACAAACACGCAAGUCUGGAUGAUAUCCUCGCUGAGGACAUGCACCACUGGUAUAACAAGUUCAUGAGGGAGUCUCCAUCAGGCCUGAUCACGCUUUUUGAGCUCAAGUCCAUUCUGGGACUGCAGGGGAUGAAUGAGGACGCCAGCAGUUAUGUGGAUCAGGUGUUCUUCACUUUCGACAUGGAUGGGGAUGGAUACAUAGAUUUUGUGGAAUAUAUCGCUGCUGUUAGCUUAAUGCUCAAGGGGGAAAUUAACCAGAAACUCAAGUGGUACUUCAAACUUUUUGACCAGGAUGGCAAUGGGAAAAUUGACAAGGAUGAAUUGGAAACAAUAUUUACGGCUAUACAAGACAUCACAAGAAAUCGUGAUAUUGUGCCAGAGGAAGUAGUGACCCUUAUAUUUGAAAAGAUUGAUGUUAAUGGAGAGGGUGAACUGACGCUGGAGGAGUUCAUCGAAGGAGCGAAAGGACAUCCUGACAUUAUGGAUAUGCUGAAUAAACUGAUGGACCUCACUCCAGUCCUAGUUAUUAUUGUCGAAGGGCGACAAACAAAUCAAGGCAAGUUAGGCUGAGUUUACUCCAUCUUAAGGACAAUGAAAACAAAAAAAUUCCCCUCUUGAAAAACAAAAUGGAGUUUGGUGGUCCAGCUCUUGAGGAUCAGAUGUAGCUUUCCAUGGCACCAGUGAUUUCCUCGAUGGAACGUUCUCAGGAGAACUCAGACAAUUACGGUGUGAUCACGGUGACCCCAGUGGAGAUACAAAACCUUGUGUAGGCACUGUCCUCAGUUGAACAUUGAUCCUCUAAUGCUAUAAGGGGUUCAGGAGACUAAGGAACUGCUGGCAAGACUUAGGAGUGAGCAAUGUGUUGCUUUUUUAGGAAAGGCUCAAUGGAGAACACUGAGCACACAUCUAGUGACUUUCACUGGUUGAGCACAUCAUAUAAUCCAUGUACUUGUGCUAGAUUGCUCUGAGAGUGAACUCUGAGACAGUCCAUUGCCGACGUGGCCUGAAUUGUCCUAAAAACUGUGAAUUAAAUAACGUAUAGAGCAGUGGUUCUCAACUGGUUUUUGCCUACGUUUUAUAUAAGACAUCAAAUGGCAACCCAACGCAGAACAAAAAUUGUAAAUAUGUAAAUCAAACAUUUCUAUAGAAUGUUGUAUUUAGAGGAUUAGGUCAACAAAAAAUGAAGAUAUUUUUGAUGAAAUCCGAGAGGUUUCCGUGAACAGCGUCGGAGACUGACACGGAAGAGAAGAAAUUGUUGAAUAAAGUUAUUUUUGUUGUAGUUUUUUUGCACACAAAAAGUAUUCUUGUCGCUUCAUAAAAUUAAGAUUGGACCACUGCAGUCACAUGGACUAUUUUAAUGAUGUCUUUACUACUUUUCUGGACCUUGAAAAGUGGUAAUUUCGUUGCAGUCUACGGGGGAUUUCAUCAAAAAUAUCUUAAUUUGUGUUUCGAAGAUGAAUGAAUGAAUGGUUUGGAACAAAAUGAGGGUAAUUAAUGACAGAAUUUUCAUUUUUGGGUGAACUUAUCCCUUUAACAUAUUAUUACAAUGAACUGCAUUGCUGCAUCGCUAUUACUAACAUGACCAGGCUGGAAAGGUAACAAAUAUAGUAGUUUGGCCGAACACGUCUUUAACCUCAGUAUAUGGGAAUUUGAUGAGCAUAUUUAUUUUGCUGUCCGUGACCCAUCUGAACAGACCUAUUUUUUGGGUUGCGACCCACCAGUUGAGAACCACUGAAAUAACAUAUCACAAAUACAGCACUUUAUCCAAGGAAUGCAUCAAAUUUACCUGAUCAAGUUAUCUGACACAGUAGUUACAUUUCCACCUAUCAUUUUAGCUGACCUAACUUGCAAUUGCCCUACUGUUCAAAAGUUUGGGGUCAGUAAGAUU
This is a messenger RNA of Ctenopharyngodon idella (grass carp), 1894 nucleotides long. It is a transcript of the gene guca1d, whose product is annotated as guanylate cyclase activator 1d. The record is from RefSeq and is a predicted model, not a curated record. NCBI's taxonomy places the organism in Eukaryota, Metazoa, Chordata, Actinopteri, Cypriniformes, Xenocyprididae. The transcript is spliced from 4 exons. Gene Ontology annotation, molecular function: calcium sensitive guanylate cyclase activator activity; calcium ion binding. The coding region runs from base 1 to 576 and encodes 191 amino acids.